This is a messenger RNA of Penicillium brevicompactum, 189 nucleotides long. RefSeq lists its product as uncharacterized. The transcript has 3 exons. Bases 1 to 189 code for a protein of 62 amino acids. NCBI's taxonomy places the organism in Eukaryota, Fungi, Ascomycota, Eurotiomycetes, Eurotiales, Aspergillaceae. The record is from RefSeq and is a predicted model, not a curated record.
AUGCGUGCCUCCGUUGUUAUCCUUGGCUUCCUUGCCACCCUCACCUUCGCGCUUCCCGAAGCCCGCCCCGACGCCGCGAUUUCGUGCCAAUCUGAGACCAUGACAUGUACUUCUGAUAGCUGUGCGGGCGCAGGAUGUUGCUGCGAGGGCCUUACUUGCGCGUCUAAUGGUACAUGCACACAGUUCUAG